Molecule: messenger RNA, 2606 nt
Organism: Anopheles aquasalis
Lineage: Eukaryota; Metazoa; Arthropoda; Insecta; Diptera; Culicidae
Gene: Itgbn
Product: Integrin betanu subunit
Biological process (GO): cell migration; cell adhesion mediated by integrin; cell-matrix adhesion
Cellular component (GO): integrin complex; cell surface; focal adhesion
Molecular function (GO): integrin binding
Source: RefSeq, a predicted model, not a curated record
UGAGAAAAGUAGCAAACAUAACAUUUUGAAUGGUUUUUAACAUCGUUUAGUCUAAUCAUGAAAAGAAGCUAAUUUUCCUUGUUUGGAAUAGAUGAACUUUUUUUAUUAUAAGAAACAAUCAUGGUUACCUUAAGUUUAUUGGUUUUAGUUUCUACGUUGAUGAUAAGUUCAGUGCUACGCACGGGACGUACCCAAAUUGCCACAAUCGUCGACACAUCAAAAUGUUUUUUUCAACCCAACUACUACGAUUGUCUUGAUGCCGAUGAAAAUUGUGCUUGGUGUACCGAUGAAUUAUAUGAAAUGCGCAAAUACCGUUGUAUGCACGAAGAAAAGCUGUUGGCUUCGAACUGUAGUGCCGAAAAAAUUCUGACCAACGAUAAUUACCACUUCAUCGAAACGCUGCUUAACGAACCACACCGAGAUUUCGAUGAAAAAAUGCAAGCCAUUCAAAUAAGUCCACAAAAAGUUCGAUUUGUUCUAGGAAAGUUGGCAGCCAGAACGGUCCCCGUUACGUAUAAGCCGGCGAAAAAUUAUCCUCUGGACAUGUACUAUCUUAUGGAUUUAACCUGGUCUAUGCGAGACGACAAAGCAAAUCUGGAAAAAAUGGGCAGCCAAUUAGCCUUAGCUCUGGCAAACCUCACUGCCAAUUAUAGGCUGGGUUUUGGAAGCUUUGCUGACAAGCCCGCUAUGCCAUUCAUACAAUCUGAACCGCACCGAUUAGCGAAUCCGUGUUAUUCUGAAAACGAACAAUGCGAACCUACUUAUGGAUUUCGCCACCGUCUAAGAAUCUCGAGCGAUAUUGAUAGCUUUAUCGAGCAGGUGAAGCAGAGCAAUGUCACCGGGAACAUCGAUAACUUGGAGGCUGGACUUGAUGCACUAAUGCAGGUACUAGUUUGCGAAAAGCAAAUUGGCUGGGGUUCAAAUACACGGAAGAUAGUCGUCAUCGCGACCGACGGUUUGCUACACAUGGCAGGAGAUGGGCUACUAGCAGGAAUUGUACGAGACAACGAUAAGCACUGCCAUUUAUCCGAGGAUGGAAGCUUUGCCCAGGAGUUGCAGUAUGAUUACCCGUCGUUGGAGCAGAUAUGGCGUGUUCUGGAGAAAACCAAAACGGCCGUAAUUUUCGCAGUAACGGACGAGAAGCAAACCUACUAUAAACGUUUAAGUGAACUCAUUCCAGAGUACACAAGUGUCGGUCAAUUACAGGACGAUUCUUCCAAUAUUAUUCAGCUAGUGAAGGAUGGGUAUCGUGAAUUUGUUAACCGGAUAAUGUUUACGGAUGAUGCCCCUGAUUACAUUCAAUUGAAAUACUUUACCGAUUGCGGAGGAAUGUAUGAAACACCUCAACCAAUUCACCGUUGUAGUGACAUAGAAACUGGGAAGGAAUAUAAAAUAGAUGUUGAAGUCUGGCUGCUGGAUUACCCCAAGGAUCCAUCAAUUUCGGAACUAACGGUUCACAUCGAAGAGAAGUUGAUUAGCAAUGAAGCAAUCGAGUUACAAAUUCAUUUAAGAUCAAACUGCCCCAACCAAACGAUGGUGGCGAGUGAGUUGUGUAAUUAUCAAGGCGAUUUCGUUUGUGGUUUAUGCCACUGCUAUACUGGAUGGAUUGGCAAGACCUGUGAGUGCAAUCUGCAGAACUCCUUAAAUCGUAAAGAGCUGCUUAAGCAAUGCGUAGCGCCCAGCAGUAUCGAUGAUCUGGGAGAUGAAAUAGCUUGUUCAGACCGCGGUGAAUGUUUGUGCGGACAGUGUUUCUGUGAGGCUCCCUUUGAGGGAGAGUAUUGUGAAUGUACUAGUUGCACAGCGAUGAAUGGAGUGACCUGCGGAGGACCUGAACGAGGUAUUUGCGUUUGUGGCAAAUGUAGCUGCUAUAAUUCAUGGAGUGGGGACAAUUGCGACUGCUCGAUGGACACAAGCACGUGUAAAGCACCUUUGGGCGACGAAAUUUGCUCGGGCCACGGAACAUGCGAUUGCGGCAUGUGCCACUGCAACGAAUCAUUUCACGGAAACUAUUGUGAAACGAAAUACGGAGAGCAAUCGCCUAUGUGUUUGAGUUUCGAGGAAUGCGUUAGAUGCGAGGUACAAGAGAAGCAUGGCAAAUCUUGCCAGGACAAAGAAGCGCGGUGUCGACAAAACGACUAUUUUUAUCAGGUGGAAUUUUCGAGUAAUGUAGAUGAGUCACAUCAAUGCGUAUUUAGAUACAAGAUUGAAGACCGUGUUUGCGACUAUAAUUACUCGUACGAGAGUAUCGGAAAGUAUCAAACGCUGAUCAAAAUACAAGAAUGCGAAGGAGUAAGAUCAGCCGGUUUUUAUGUGUCUAUUAUUGUACUGGCCGUUUUUAUCGUCGGCAUGGCUCUUGUGCUAACGUACCGACUGAAGACGUGGUACGAAGAUAAAGCCAUAUUUGCUAAGUUCGAAAAAGAGAGAGCCCAGGAAACGGAAUACCGGGAACUAAGCCCAAUUUACAGGUCACCAAUUAGCAGUUUCCAAGUGCCCCCGGAAAUGGAAACAACCGUACUAUAAUACCAAACGAUGAUCGCCAUGGAUAGCUCUCUGCUUCGGCAACUUGAGACAAAUAUCUCAAUAAAGCGAAAUACUACCGCUCAGCA